Molecule: messenger RNA, 2246 nt
Organism: Manis pentadactyla (Chinese pangolin)
Lineage: Eukaryota; Metazoa; Chordata; Mammalia; Pholidota; Manidae
Gene: SPSB4
Product: splA/ryanodine receptor domain and SOCS box containing 4
Exons: 2
Coding region: 135-956 (273 amino acids)
Biological process (GO): proteasome-mediated ubiquitin-dependent protein catabolic process; intracellular signal transduction
Cellular component (GO): SCF ubiquitin ligase complex
Molecular function (GO): protein binding
Source: RefSeq, a predicted model, not a curated record
AGCCCAGUAGAGGCUGUGGAGAAGUGCGGUCCAGAAGCCUGGUCCCCAGCCCUGCGGCCCAUCCUUGGCCGCAGGGAGCGGAAGCUCCCACGAGGUAGCGGCGGCCUGCAGCGGCCCCCUCGCGGCAGUGAACCAUGGGCCAGAAGCUCUCAGGGAGCCUCAAGUCGGUGGAGGUGAGAGAGCCGGGGCUGCGGCCAGCCAAGCUGGAGCUGCGGGGAACGGAGCCCGGGCGGCCGGCGCGGCUGGACCAGCUGCUGGACAUGCCUGCUGCGGGGCUGGCGGCUCAGCUGCGCCACGCCUGGAACCCUGAGGACCGCUCGCUCAACGUCUUCGUCAAGGAUGACGACCGGCUCACCUUCCACCGGCACCCCGUGGCCCAGAGCACCGACGGCAUCCGCGGCAAGGUGGGCCAUGCCCGCGGCCUGCACGCCUGGCAGAUCAGCUGGCCGGCCCGGCAGCGUGGCACCCACGCCGUAGUUGGUGUGGCCACGGCUCGGGCACCCCUUCACUCUGUGGGCUACACGGCUCUGGUGGGCAGUGACGCCGAGUCGUGGGGCUGGGACCUGGGGCGCAGCCGCCUCUACCACGACGGCAAGAACCAGCCCGGGGUGGCCUACCCAGCCUUCCUGGGGCCUGAGGAGGCCUUCGCACUGCCGGACUCGCUGCUGGUGGUGCUGGACAUGGAUGAGGGCACGCUCAGCUUCGUCGUGGACGGCCAGUACCUGGGCGUGGCCUUCCGUGGCCUCAAGGGCAAGAAGCUGUACCCGGUGGUUAGCGCGGUGUGGGGCCACUGUGAGGUCACCAUGCGCUACGUCAAUGGCCUUGACCCUGAGCCCCUGCCACUGACGGACCUGUGCCGGAGAUCCAUCCGCUUGGCCCUGGGCCGCCAGCGCCUACGGGACAUCGGCUCCCUGCCCCUGCCUCAAUCUCUCAAAAACUAUCUGCAGUACCAGUGAGCCAGGGGCUGGGAGCAGCAGUGGGCUCCCACCGCAGGGCCCAGGCUGUCAUCUCAUGGUCACACAGUACGUUCAGGAAGGGGUCUUCGUCCUCACCCCACUUGCCCAGGACAUGCCGUUCGUUUAGAGACCAGGACGUGUUCCCAACUUUGAAAAUGAAAUGUCUGUUGCCAAUAGUAUUUGCUGCCUUGAGAGCAGUCCUCGCAGGUCAGACAUCUCCUGGGAAGCCGCGCAGAGCCUGGAGCCCACUCCCUGGACACAGGGGCCACCAGUAUUGAUCAGAGAGCCUGUUUCCUUAUUCAGGGGGAUGAAUAAAACAUCUGGGCAGGAGACUUUCUGUUGUGUGCCCUGGCGCAGAAAGAGCCAGGGGAAACCCGGCGGCUCUGGGAGAAAACUGCCUCUGCGUAAUGAGCGGUGAAAGCAGCUCGGUGCCAGCGGCCCCCUGGGCACCCGCCCCUGCAGCACGAUUGCCCUGACCCUUUAGGACUUUGUUGCUUUGAGAAACUGUUGCCCAGGGAUGCCCAACUGCGGAAUUGGCACGUAGACAAAGCAGUGUUUAGACACCUUCCAGCUGACCUCUUUGAACAUUGUGACUCCUUUCCGUGCUCUGCCUCCCCACCUUCCCUGCUGGUGAUCCACAGUUGUCCAGAUGCCCCAGGCACCUCUAUUCAGGGAAGCUCAAUCUGGCUAAUUGACGCCAGGGACAGUGUAUCCUUUAUUAUUAUUAUUAUUACUUUAAAUAAUGUUGCAUUUUGAAAGAGUGUGGAGAGGGCAGUACUUAGUCCAAAGGUGCUAAUGGGGGAACAUGGGGCACGUGACACUCGUGGAUGACGGUCUGGAGCUGGGGAGCCUUUCUGGGGUGCUGAGGGUCUCCAGGAACCACCCAUUCAGGAUGCAGCCUGGCUGCCACAAAGCUUUAUUUGAGCAAAUUAUUUUUUCACUGUAGGAGACUUGUAGGAGUCUGUUUCUGUUUCAAAUGUGUGUAUAUGAUGUGCUGUUCAUUUAUCAGCUUGGGGCCAUGGGGCAGCCUUGGAACCGGGAGGGUGGAUAUGGGAGGCCCCCCGUCUGCAUGCUCCAAGCCUGGUCCUCUCAUGGGAAUGACACUGCUGCUGUCCCAGCCACCACUGGGCAUCUCUUGUGUUGCCAACACUCUCUGCCCAGACUCAUUUUUAACUGGAAAUUGUCACAGAGGUGGGAUUCGAGAGCCCCAGACGGCACUGCCUUCCCCCACUUUAAUGUGAAUUUGACCGAUGAAUGAUGAGCAUUUCUAAUAAAGUGUGUCGUUCAGUC